AUGAUGAGGAGCAUCCUGCUGUGCGCAGUGCUCGGCUUCUUGCAUGCCCAGCCUUUCCCCUGCCCACAAGCCUGCAAAUGUGCCUUCCGCGACGCCGUGCAGUGUUCUGGCAGCAACGUGGCGCGCAUCACGGACCUGGGCUUGCCCACCAACCUCACGCAUGUCCUGCUCUUCCGAAUGGGCCGCGGAGCCUUGCAAAAUAACAGCUUCAGUGGCAUGACGGUCCUGCAGCGCUUGAUGCUCUCAGACAGCCACAUUUCCGAUAUUGCCCCUGGAACCUUCAAUGACUUGAUAAAACUGAAAACCCUCAGGCUGUCGAGCAACAAAAUCACUCAUCUUCCAGGAGCUCUCCUGGAUAAGAUGGUGCUCCUGGAACAGUUAUUCUUGAACCACAAUGCACUAAGGGACAUUGACCAAAACAUGUUUCAGAAACUGGCUAACCUAAAGGAGCUUCUUUUGAAUCAAAACGAACUCACUUUUCUUCCUGCUAAUCUCUUCACAAAUCUGGGGAACCUGAAACUGCUGGAUUUAUCUGGAAACAACUUGACCCACCUGCCCAAGGGAUUGUUCAGAACACAGGUUAAGCUUGAGAAACUUCUGCUCCAUUCGAACCAGCUCGUCUCUCUGGAUUCGGGGUUGUUCGACAACCUGGAAGCCCUGAUUGAGCUGCAGCUCGACAGAAAUCGCAUCCGUUCCAUCGUAGCCGGUGCCUUCGACCGUCUGGGGAACCUGAGGUCCUUGACCCUUUCGAGAAACCACCUGGAGUGCCUGCCCCCCGCACUCUUUCUUCAUUCUCACAGCUUGACUCUAUUGACCCUGUUCGAGAACCCGCUGGAAGAGCUCCCAGAGGUGCUCUUCGGGGAGAUGGCCGGCCUGCAGGAGCUGUGGCUGAACGCCACCCAGCUGCGCACGCUGCCGGCCACCACCUUCCGCAACCUGAGCGGCCUGCGCACCCUAGGGCUGACGCUGAGCCCGCGUCUGAGUGUGCUCCCGCAGGGUACUUUCCAGGGUCUGGCAGAGCUCCGCGUCCUGGCCCUGCACUCCAAUGGCCUCGCCUCGCUCCCCGACGCCUUGCUGCGCGGCCUCGGCAGGCUGCGCCAGGUGUCGCUGCGCCACAACAGGUUGCAGGCCCUCCCCCGUGCGCUCUUUCGCAACCUCAGCAGCCUGGAGAAGGUCCAGCUCGACCACAACGAGUUGGAGACUCUGCCUGGCGACCUAUUUGGGUCUCUGCCCCGGCUGACGGAAGUCCUGCUGGGGCACAAUCCCUGGCUCUGUGACUGUGGCCUGUGGCCAUUCCUUGAGUGGCUGCGGCAGCACCCGGGUCUAGUGGGUCGAGAUGAGCCACCGAGCUGCCACGGCCCUGUGGAGCGUGCGGGCCUGUCGUUCUGGGCGCUCCUGGAGGGUGACCCAUGGUGCCCCAGACCCCGGGGCCCGCCUCCCCGCCCUCUAACCGGGAACGCCCUGGAAGCCUCGGUCCCUUCCUUGCUGUCUAACAGCUCAGAACCUGGGGCGUUGGCCCAGCUGGUGGCCACCGGUGAACGUCAAGAUCACAGCCUCUUCUGGGGUCUGUAUUUUCUGCUUUUAGUUGCUCAGGCAGUAAUAACCGGCAUCAUUGUGUUUACUAUGAUUAAAAUAGGCGGGCUCUUUCGAAAAUUAAUCAGAGAGAGGCUCUUGUUUGAGUCAAUGGGAAAACCUUGUAAUUAAAACGUGACCAGAGUGUUGUCAGAUGUGGCUCUGGGGAGAGUCCAGACGGUUGUGCCGUUCUCCUCUUCCUCCUCCCCUCCGCCAUCUUUUCCUCUCCUUUUUGUCCCCCUCCUCCUCAACCCUUCUCUUUCCCUCUCCUUAGAACUAACCUUUGCAUUUGUGAGUUAGGAUGGCUUGCAGGCCUCCGUCUCCUGCUCUUGUGUACACUCCAUGGAUUGUGAUUGGCCCAUACUGUCCCACUAGCUCUGCCUGGUGUCUGGUGGAGAGAGGGUUCUUAAAUGUUUACUGAGUGAGGCUACAUUUCCAGUCAGGGCCUGACUCCCACACACAGCGAGUCUGCUGUAAAUGUUGGUGAAAUGAAUGGAUAAAAUAUACCUGGGAUCCGAGUGAUGAUGGCUUUUCCUGGGAGAAAGGAUGGCUUGUCAUCUACUUGUAUUUGAAAAGCGAAACUCUUCCAGUUUUGUUUUGUUUUGUUUUGUUUUUGGUGCGUGCAGGGACUGAGCUACACCCCCGGUUUCUUUCUUUCCCUUGCCUUUUAUCUCUCCCUUCACGUAUCUCUCUGAAAGCAUCGGACUCCAUUCAUUCAGCAGAUGGUCUCAGGGUAGGCCUCCUCUGUGACAGGUUGAGAAGGAAGAACCCGGAGCCUUCCCUCCAGGAGUGCAGCUCCCAGUGAGAGCGGCCGUUGAGCCCGCCAUGACCGAGAAAACAGGAGCUCACUGGGUCACAGUGCCGACUGAGGAUGGUCCCUGAGGUGGAUUCGGAGAGCCAGUGUGUGUGACUGUGAAGGCUGGGAAACUGCUCAGCAUGCUUAGUCACCUCCCCUGAGUUUCCACUUGCUGUGCAUCAGUGAAAUAUGUCAUUUGGUUUUCAUUUCCUGGAACCGAACACCACCUCAUUUCACAAGCAUUUAUGGAGCAGCAAACACAUGACAGGUGUUCAUGAAUGUAAUGAUAAGCUUGGGUCCUGGUUUAUUAUGCUUGUAUCACAUUCUCAUUUAUUCUUCCAAUUGAAAGCAGUUAAACCCUUGUUGCUUUAAUUGAACGUCUGUGCUUGUGAGAGGCACUGGUGGAAACCUGGGCUGGUAAGUUGACAACUGUGGGUUCCGUCCCAGCUCCUCAAGUUACUGCACAGCACCUUGGGCAAGACACCUACACACAUUUAAGCCUUGGUUUCCUCAUCCCUGACAGGGGAUAAAAUAGUAACCUGCCUCACAGAGUGCUGUGAGGCUUAAAGGUGAUGAAGCAUAUAAAGACUUAACCCAGUGCCCUGCAUACAGUAAAUGCUCAAUGAAUGGCAGUUAUUGUAACUCAAGGGUGAGCAAUGAUUACCACAUCACGAUGUCUAAAGAAGAGCUUUGAGUUGUGUUUUUCUUUGUGUAUAAAAGAAAGAGCAAACUUUCUCAAACUGCAAGUUAAAUACCAAUCAGUCAUUUUCACCUGUGGGUGGUCUCAGGGCUGUGUGGUCUGCUCUGUGCUCACAGCAGAGCUGUGGAUCCUUCCAACUGGAUAUGGAGGAGGAAAAGCUGGAUUCUGGCAUUUGUAGAUGUACUUCUCUUUCAAGGACAAGUGCAGAUGUCUCCUUGCCUUGUAGAUUCACAUGUUCCCCACUGUGUGCUUCUGUAUCAGGCCCUGGGCAUCCCUUCCACUAGGGUGGGAUGCCCAGGGUGUCACUUUAGGGUAUCUGUUUAAUGUGCCUCUUGCACUAUAAACUCCUUAACCAGAGGUGGUCUUAUUUUCAAAUUUUGAAAUUACUGCAGCUGAAAAUUCAGACGUUUUUGUUUGUAAUUUCCACAUCCGCAGAGUGCAGGGGACUCGAACCAGGGCCUCCAGCUUGAGAGGCAGGCACUCUACGAGAUGGGCUAUAUGGCCUGCACUAUCAGACGUUUUUGGAUGGAAUACAGACUGAAUUCUAAUCACUGUACUCUCAAGGUUCUAGCUCUCAAGCCUCUGUCUCUUCACCUGCGUAUGAAGAUGAUAAUGAUCCCUAUUAUUGUUGCAAAGGCAAAAUGAGAUAAUCCCUGUGAGAUAGUGGCUGGGGCCCUGGGGCUCAAAAGAAGUUAGCAAUUCUGAUUAUCUCUUUCAGAACUCAUUGUGUUCUAGACAUUUCUCAGGCCUUUGCAUAUGUUCAUUCAUUUGGCAGAUAUUUAUUGAACAUUUACUUUGUACCCCUUCUAGAUGAAGGGACAGAGCAAUAGGUAAAACAGUGUGCACACUUCCAUGGGGUUUUGCGUUCUGCUGUCCCUUCCCACUGUAACUGUGAUCCAGAACUCUUAGCCAUUAUCUUCCAAUAUCCAGAAAAGUAUUGAGACAACUUUGAGCACGUUGGCUACUAUAAAAUGUUUGUACUUGUCUAUA
This is a messenger RNA of Sciurus carolinensis (gray squirrel), 4058 nucleotides long. RefSeq names its product glycoprotein V platelet (gene Gp5). Gene Ontology annotation, cellular component: extracellular matrix; plasma membrane. Gene Ontology annotation, biological process: negative regulation of transforming growth factor beta receptor signaling pathway. Gene Ontology annotation, molecular function: transforming growth factor beta binding. The record is from RefSeq and is a predicted model, not a curated record. NCBI's taxonomy places the organism in Eukaryota, Metazoa, Chordata, Mammalia, Rodentia, Sciuridae. The transcript has a single exon. The coding region runs from base 1 to 1704 and encodes 567 amino acids.